AUGGGGAACAGCCAAUCAGCACAGGGCCCAAGACGAGGCAAGAAAUUAUCGAAACCAAAGACCAAGCCUACUGGGCCACCGCUAUCGACCUCCAACAGCCCAAAUCCGAGUCGUCGAAACUCCGUCACUGGAAAAGGGAUUGUAACUGCUGCAGCUUCAGUUCUUCCUCAUGGCAAGCUUGUCAGUGUUCUCGAGACUGAGUCUCUUGAACAUAUAUCAGAGCCAACACCCACGAAGAAGAAGAGAAUGAGUAUAUUCAGGUCAAGGAAUUCAAAGAAGGAUACGGGGAGCCCUCAAUUGGGCGCCAGUGUCGAUGUUGUACCUAGUGUUUCUCCACCAAUUAAUACUGGCAGGUUUACAAGAAGUAAUUCUGUAAAUUCUGUUGCUGUUGAGGCGACAGAGGAAAAUCCACGGGCUGCCCAAAGUCCUAGGCCAACAUUCCAUCGUUCACGAAAAUCACUUCCCCAUGUACCGUUUCCAUCGAAUAAUAAUAAUCGCCUUUCCCUCGUAUCAGAAGGCCUUCCUGCGAGACCAGAUUCCAUAAAUGUCGCAACAAAUUUGGUUGGACAACAUGGUGGAGAGAUGGAUUGGCAGUUAUCGGACCCAUUCUGCCAGAGAACUCAAUCAGACCCUGCAAUAUAUGCGCCUAUUCGUCGAAAAUCUCUCCUUCAACAUGGUGUAGCGACAAGACACAGCGUCAUAUCAAAUUCUCAGUCUUUUCAGAAUCAAGUCCCAGCUUCGUACCAAAAUAUUGGAAAAUGGUCUGUGGCACCUUUGACAUUAAGAACAAAUGUGGAUAAUGAAAAUCACGGUGCACGUACUUCUACUCCUAAUGACCUUGGCCAUAUUGGUUCAUUUCAGCUUGGUUCGCUGAGAAUCACAAAUGGUUCGGCAAGUCCUACGCCUAGUGCCGACGAAAGAAGAGCUAGUCUCCCAUCUAAUGAUCAACAUAUUGCUACUUUACAAGCAAGCUCCAGGAUUCAAGGUAUUGCCAAUCGAAGCUAUACCAUUUCCGUUCCCGCAGAAGCCAUGAAACGUCCCUGGGCACCAACCUCUUUCUCACAAUCCCCCAUUGAAAAUGAUUCUUACGAUUCUCUAACCAUCAAAAUCCCGAGUACUACAUCUACCCUUAAUUCGCCGUUAUCUCCUACUAAUGUUCAUCCUUUGAAUCUUCCUCCUCAAUUAAGUCCAUUUUCUUUUGUUGCAAGUCCCAUUGGGUCGCCAUUAGAAGCUACCAGCAAGAACACUGCUGUAGAAGACGAAUUAUUUGAGGCUGAAAUGACUACACCUACGCUCGAGUCUUCUUACAGCAAUGACAAUCGUUCAUUUGACUCUGGCUACGGCCCAUCGCCUGCUACACCAGAACAACAAACUUUAGGCCGGAUCCAAAGUCAACAAGAUAUGAUCUCAAAACAGCUGGCAACAACUGACAGUGGAUACAAUUCAUCUACAUCCAGAAAGAAUUCAACAGCGCGAGUUUCGCCGACAAAGAUAUCUCUCAGGACAACAGAAGCGACACCUCUUGCUACCCAUGCGAUUCCAAUGGUUAGCUUAGAAUCUCAAAAGAUGACCAGAUUGAGCAAUGUCUCUUUGCCGAGUUCGAGCUAUCAAUCUCAGAUUCAACAGCCGACGCCCAUGUCUUACAGACAGAGUAUGCCAGCAGUUCCGCGUCAGCCUCAAAAUUUCACUGCCGGUGAGACUUCGGGCUCAAAUUGGGGAGUGCAGAGGCAACGCCCACAAUCUUUCUAUCCCGGCGCUCCAAGAUUCACGGCGCAAUCUCGAUCACGGAGUGAGAUGCAUCUACCUACUGCGGCUUCAUUUCAAAAUAGCGACAGUGUAGAUGAAAUCAUGGAAUACAAAGCAAUGCGAAGGGUCAGUUCGAAAGAGACUAUAACUACUAUAAUGUCUUUGGAGCCCGGGGAAGUGGAGUCUACAUAUAAUAGGCUACACAAUGCAAUCCCUCCUAUUCCUUUGUCCAUUCCAGAGGAGGAUUACCAUACCGGGUGGAAACCGCCAAACGCACGAAGACAUUCGUAUGCUCCAUCAACUCCAUCUACACCUAAGAAUCGAUAUACACUACAGCCGUAUCAGGCUCCCACUUCUCUGAAUUCAUAUCCACAGGAGGAUCAAACAGAUUUUGAAAAUCAUCUGACAUCCUUUGACAAUAUCAAAAAUAGCUUGGGAGGGUCUCCCUACGACUUGGCACUUACAGCAAUGGAAAGGACGCCUCCGCGAGCUACACCAAGGGGUACACCUGCACCCAAGAUGAAAAGCGCGGCUGCGCAACUUCAAUCUACACAUGCCAAUUUGAUUCGAUCUCAGUCCGAGGAACCUCUGUCAAGGCCGGAUAUCAAUGGCCGCCAGGACUCUUACAAUAAGCUUGUGGGCGGCAACCCGUUUGACUAUAGUAGUACUGGAUCGAGCUCAAGAGCUACUUCAUCGAGCUCUACAUUCACUCUUCGGGAUUUACCAUCGCAAAGACGAACUGCCGAGGAAGAUGCGAAGAGGUUAUCCAUAGCAAGAACUAACAGGGUUAAUAGUCCCCCGCCUGUCUCCUUCCAGAAUCAGCGAAAAUCUGUUCCAGUUCCUGCUCCGGGGCAAUUGACAUUACCAAAACUGAGAUCUACAUCAGUGGCACAAUCUCCUCUUUCACAGCCAUUAUCGCCGGAAAUAAUGACUUCUUCAUAUCAGAAAUCAGUCACUCCGCCUCCAAGAUCCUUAACUUCUCCCAUCCGAGAGGUACCAAGUCAGGGAUCCUUGGCUUCCGGGCAAGAACUUUGGUUUGAUACAAAAGAGCAAAUGAUCCCUGCACAGCUUCAAAUCGGUCAUGCUGAAAGGCCGUCUAAGACAAGAUCUCAAAGCGCUAGACCAGCUACACAAUACCAUCGACCUAUUCCUCUUCAUCACUUUAGUUUUGAUGUUCAGGAAAAAUCUGGGAACAACUCGAGAGCUGCGAGUCUUUAUAGCGAAAAGGAGUGGGAGAUCCAUGCUGGGGCUUAUGACCACACGUAUGGCUCUUCUACCAAUCUCCAUGAUCUUUCCGGUGAAUUUUUAGCCAACGAAUAUGAUACUCCGUCCUUCGAAGAAUCUCAGCCAAUUCCGGAUAUGGGGAAUUCAACGCAGGACAUGUUAGUACUGGACCGAUAUGCGGGAGGUCUGGGAUAUAGAUUUGAGCCCGGCUACGGUCUAGGCGGGAGUGCAGGAACGAGAAACAGCGGGACGAUGAAUAAGGGAGGGAGAAAGGGGGUCGAAGUGUCCAAGCAGUGGGGGCUGGAUUUUAGUGACGUGCCUAUUAUCAUGCAGAGAGUGCCAGUUGGAGCUGGUAUCUAA
Messenger RNA from Botrytis byssoidea, 3330 nucleotides. RefSeq lists its product as uncharacterized. NCBI's taxonomy places the organism in Eukaryota, Fungi, Ascomycota, Leotiomycetes, Helotiales, Sclerotiniaceae. Bases 1 to 3330 code for a protein of 1109 amino acids. The record is from RefSeq and is a predicted model, not a curated record. The transcript has 2 exons.